UCCGGGUUUCUGCUAGCAGGCUCCUCGCAGGCUCUCGGACCCUGGAAGGAGGCUGUGUGGAUCGCGGUCGCUGAGCGAGGUGGAACUGAGCAGUGGCAUUCAUAAAGACUGCAGCUUUUCAGUGCCUCAGAAGCUGUUCAGGUUUGGGAAGGAAACCUUCAGUCUCAUGAAACAGUAUUUCAAAAACGUUCUGAAGUUUCCCUGGGAGUGAAACGCGACUAGAUCUAACUCUUGCCUGGAGAACAAAAAGGACCAAGGUGCCCACCUGGUUCUGAGAGACUGGCCAUGUCUCUGUCCCACCUGUAUCGGGACGGGGAAGGCCACCUGGAUGAUGAUGAUGACGAGCGUGAGAACUUCGAGAUCACUGACUGGGAUCUCCAGAAUGAGUUCAACCCCAAUCGGCAGCGUCACUGGCAGACCAAGGAGGAGGCCACCUAUGGGGUGUGGGCUGAGCGUGAUUCGGAUGAGGAGAGGCCGAGCUUUGGAGGAAAACGGGCCCGAGACUACUCUGCGCCUGUCAACUUCAUCAGCGCAGGACUCAAGAAAGGGGCAGCUGAAGAAGCAGACUCAGAGGACUCUGACGAUGAUGAGAAGCCUGUUAAGCAGGAGGACUUUCCGAAGGAUUUAGGACCAAAGAAGUUAAAGACGGGUGGCAAUUUUAAGCCCAGCCAGAAAGGCUUUGCAGGAGGAACCAAGUCCUUCAUGGACUUUGGCAGCUGGGAGAGACACACGAAGGGGAUUGGGCAGAAGCUGUUGCAGAAAAUGGGCUACGUCCCUGGUCGGGGCCUGGGGAAGAAUGCACAAGGUAUCAUCAACCCCAUUGAAGCCAAACAAAGAAAAGGCAAAGGAGCUGUGGGUGCCUAUGGCUCAGAGCGGACCACUCAGUCUCUGCAGGACUUCCCUGUGGCCGACUCUGAAGAGGAGGCUGAAGAGGAGUUUCAGAAGGAGCUGAGCCAGUGGAGGAAAGACCCUAGUGGGAGCAAGAAGAAGCCAAAAUACUCUUACAAGACCGUGGAGGAGCUGAAGGCCAAGGGUAGGGUCAGCAAGAAGCUCACAGCGCCUCAGAAGGAGCUGUCCCAGGUCAAGGUGAUCGACAUGACAGGCAGGGAGCAGAAGGUGUACUACAGCUACAGUCAGAUCAGCCACAAGCACAGCGUGCCUGACGAGGGAGUGCCCUUGCUGCCGCAGCUGCCUCCCACAGCUGGCAAGGAAGCCAGGGUGCCGGGCUUCGCGCUGCCGGAGCUGGAGCACAACCUGCAGCUGCUGAUUGAGCACACGGAGCAGGAGAUCAUCCAGAGCGACCGCCAGCUGCAGUACGAGCGGGACAUGGUGGUCAGCCUGUCGCACGAGCUGCAGAAGACCGCCGAGGUGCUAGCGCACGAGGAACGCGUCAUCUCCAACCUCAGCAAGGUGCUGGCCCUGGUGGAGGAGUGUGAGCGCCGCAUGCAGCCCCAUGGCGCCGACCCCCUCACGCUGGAUGAGUGUGCGCACAUCUUUGAGACGCUGCAGGACAAGUACUAUGAGGAGUACCGCCUGGCCGACCGUGCAGACCUCGCUGUGGCCAUCGUGUACCCGCUUGUGAAGGAGUACUUCAAGGACUGGCACCCCCUCGAGGAUGGCAGCUAUGGCACCCAGAUCAUAUCCAAGUGGAAGAGCCUCCUGGAGAACGACCAGCUGCUGUCUCACAGCAGCCAGGACCUGUCCUCAGACGCCUUCCACAGGCUCAUGUGGGAGGUCUGGAUGCCUUUUGUUCGGAAUGUGGUUGCCCAGUGGCAACCCAGGAACUGUGACCCGAUGGUAGACUUCCUGGACAGCUGGGCACCCAUCAUCCCGGUGUGGAUUCUGGACAAUAUCCUGGACCAGCUCAUCUUCCCUAAGCUGCAGAAGGAGGUGGACAACUGGAACCCCUUGACAGACACUGUUCCCAUCCACUCGUGGAUCCACCCAUGGCUGCCUCUCAUGCAGGCCCGCCUGGAGCCGCUCUACUCCCCUGUCCGCAGCAAGCUGUCCAGUGCGCUGCAGAAAUGGCACCCCAGUGAUGCCUCAGCCAAGCUCAUCCUGCAGCCCUGGAAAGAGGUCUUAACCCCUGGGUCCUGGGAGGCCUUCAUGCUUAGGAACAUCGUGCCCAAGCUGGGCAUGUGCCUGGGUGAGCUCGUCAUCAACCCCCACCAGCAGCAUAUGGACGCCUUCUACUGGGUGAUGGACUGGGAAGGGAUGAUCUCUGUGUCCAGCCUGGUGGGGCUGCUGGAGAAGCAUUUCUUCCCCAAGUGGCUUCAGGUGCUGUGCUCCUGGCUCAGUAACAGCCCCAAUUAUGAGGAGAUAACUAAGUGGUACCUGGGCUGGAAAUCCAUGUUCUCAGACCAGGUACUGGCACACCCUUCUGUCAAGGACAAGUUCAACGAAGCCCUUGACAUCAUGAACAGGGCUGUGUCCUCCAAUGUAGGAGCCUACAUGCAGCCAGGUGCAAGGGAGAAUAUUGCCUACCUCACCCACACGGAGCGCAGGAAGGACUUCCAGUACGAGGCAAUGCAGGAGCGCCGGGAGGCUGAGAACAUGGCACAGAGAGGCAUCGGUGUGGCUACCAGCACUGUGCCCAUGAACUUUAAGGACCUCAUUGAGACCAAGGCGGAGGAGCACAACAUCGUGUUCAUGCCCGUCAUCGGCAAGCGGCACGAGGGCAAGCAGCUCUACACCUUUGGCCGCAUUGUCAUCUACAUUGACCGGGGCGUGGUGUUCGUGCAGGGCGAGAAGACAUGGGUGCCCACCUCCCUGCAGAGCCUCAUUGACAUGGCCAAGUAGACACGGGGGCCACGCCAGGCAGGUGUGAAUAAACAGCACUUUAAACGAG
Psammomys obesus (fat sand rat) is the source of this 2848-nucleotide messenger RNA. RefSeq names its product tuftelin interacting protein 11 (gene Tfip11). Gene Ontology annotation, molecular function: nucleic acid binding. Gene Ontology annotation, biological process: spliceosomal complex disassembly. Lineage: Eukaryota; Metazoa; Chordata; Mammalia; Rodentia; Muridae. Gene Ontology annotation, cellular component: U2-type post-mRNA release spliceosomal complex. The record is from RefSeq and is a predicted model, not a curated record. The coding region runs from base 286 to 2799 and encodes 837 amino acids. The transcript has 14 exons.